AAAUUGUAUUUUUCACUUCCGCAGUUUUGCUGUUACAAGCUAAUUAUAUGCCAUUUCCGAAACAGAUAUCGCUAGUCUUCCUUCAAAAACAUUUGGAACCAGUGAUAGCACCAACCAUUCAUCACAGACACCAACUAGAAGAUCCAAGGUUUGGGAGAAUUUUGAGCCAGGGUUGAUUGAAGUGAAUGGUGUCAUGAAGGCAGUGUGCAAAUAUUGUGGAGCUAAGUUGACUACGGGCAACAAAUCAGGUACAAACAACCACCGAAAUCACAUUGCUGAAUAUUGCCCAAAAAUCAGUACCGAAGAUAGAAAAAGGUUUCUUGAUGCAGUGAAGAAGCAUUCAUUAGAAGGCCCAUUUACCUUUGACCCACGAAAGAGUCGUGAACUAAUGAUAGAAUGGUGCAUUAGUGCUGAGGUUCCAUUCAAUAAGUUCGAGGAUCCUAAAUUUGAACCAUGGAUGGAGUCAUUGCAGCCUACUUUAGAAAGCAUAGGGCGUCAAACAAUUCGUAAUGAUUGUGUGUCUAUGUUUCAAAGAAUAAAAGAUGAUUUGCGAACUGAACUUCAAAGCACUAAUUCUCGCAUCUACUUCACGUCUGAUCUUUGGACAUCAAACCAAAAGUUAGGAUAUAUUUGUUUGACUGCCCACUAUAUUGAUCCUAACUUUGUGUUGAAGAAAAAGAUCAUUGCUUUCAAAGAUGUGAAGUACCCACAUAAUGGUUUAGCAAUUCAGGAAGCAAUUACAACAUGUCUGAUAGAUUAUGGAAUAAAGGAAAAAAUGUUCACUAUCACUCUUGACAAUGCUGGCAAUAACAAAACAGCUUGUGAUCUUCUGCAAGAGAGUGGGAAAGCCAAUUUGUCAUUUGGUGGCCAGCACCUUCUUGUUAGAUGUUGUGCUCACAUACUAAAUCUUCUUGUCCAAGAUGCUAUAAAUGUUGCCAAUAGUGUCAUAGAGAUAAUAAGAGAUCUAGUUAGGCAUAUCAAUUCUUCACCAUCACGAAUCCAAGCUUUCAAUGAGAUUGUUGAAAGGGAGUGCUUUCCUACAAAGGCUGGCUUAGUGCUUGAUGUACCGCACCAUUUGAAUUCAACGCACGACAUGAUUCUUGAGGUAGUGGAGUAUAAAAUUGUUCUAAAGAGGUAUGCCACUGCACAACAGCAACCUGUUCCAGAAGAUGAAGAAUGGAGCAAAGCUGAACUUGUGGGUGACUUCCUUGGGGGAUUUUGCAGCUGCUACAAAGUCGUUCUCAGCCAAUAGGUAUCCUACGUCUCACCUUUUCUUGGACAAUGUUCUAUGUAUCCACGACGCUUUAAGAGGUCAACAGUGGCAAGAGAAUAUGGUAACAAGAGAUUUGGCUAAGGCGAUGGACAGAAAAUUUGACAAGUACUGGGAUGGUAAUUAUAACAUGGCCCUUGUUAUAUGCACCGUACUUGAUCUAAGGAAAAAACUUGAUUACCUUGACUUCCUUUAUGAUAAAGUAAGUCAGAGCUAUCAUGACAGGAUAGGAAGUGUGGAUUUGGCUAAAGAUUGGUUGAUUAAGUACUACAAAAGUUAUGCAGCUGAUCUUAGGAGAUAUGACACAAGUACAAUGUCUCAAUCUGGUCCAUCUAGAAGCUUGUUAGGUUCACCUGUGUUGGUGCUGGGCAAAAGAAGGCUGGAUGAAGAAUUCACUCAAUUUAGUUCUCAGAGAAGAGGUACUAGUGUUGACAAGUCUGAACUGGAUGCUUAUCUGGAAGAAGCCCCUAUAAGGGGUGACGAGAAUUUUGAGAUUUUGAGUUGGUGGAAAACAAACUCAAAUAAAUACCCUGUGUUAUCACUUAUGGCAAGAGACUUUCUAGCCAUACCCUUAGCAUCGUUUCUUCAGAAUCCGCAUUCAGUUUAAGUGGUUCAAUUCUUGGUGACAACCGAAGCUCGAUGAUUCCACAAACACUUGAAGCUCUAGUUUGCUGCAAAGAUUGGCUUUAUAAAUACCAGUGAAGACAGUGGCGGAGCACCCGGUAGGGCAAGGUGUGGCGGCUGCCAUACCUCAGAUUUUGCUAGGUGCACAUAAUCAACUUAUAUCAUUAAGUGUUUAAGCCUUCAAAGCAUUAGGAAAUAUUCUGCAGCUUAUAUUUUUGUUACUGCCGAGUUAUGCCACACCUUGAUUCUUGUCUGUCCUCCGCCACUGUUGGCCGAUGCACCACAGGUUUGAUGAUGCAAUGUAUGAUGAUGUAAUGCAAUGUCUGAUGAUGUUGCCGGAAGCUGUGAUGUGAGUUUGCCCUCGAACUGUCAGUGUGCAGCGGCGUUUGCUUGUGACUUCUGAGCACAUGAAGCUUGUGGAUUCCUUUUGAGUUAUUCCACCUGGUACCUGUGGUUUGCAAGCUGAUAAUUGGAGGAGGCAUAGUAUUCUUUCCUCAAAUUCAUCGUGCCAAUUUACACUUAAGUUCACUGCUGUUUAAGGCCAGUUGUGGUCUCUUCUUUCGUUCAAAAAAAAAAAGUUGUGAUGUCUUCUAGAUUGGUUUGCAGGAACGCUUUGGAUUCAGUUCGAAUUUAAACCAAAACCUAAAGUGCUUAGUGGGCUAGAUGUGUCUGGACCUUUUUUUUUUCUUGCAUCGAUGCAAAAUUGAACAACAUCGGGAAAUGGCGGAUCAUGCUCUGAGGCUCAAGGGAUGUGUAGGUCGAAGUGCAGCAAAGAUCACAGUGCAGCUCAUGGUUUGCCGUUCUGAAAUUUGGACUUACUAAAGUUGUGUUCUGAUUAUCCA
This is a messenger RNA of Panicum virgatum (switchgrass), 2736 nucleotides long. Its product is annotated as zinc finger BED domain-containing protein RICESLEEPER 2-like. Gene Ontology annotation, molecular function: DNA binding. The record is from RefSeq and is a predicted model, not a curated record. The coding region runs from base 194 to 1252 and encodes 352 amino acids. NCBI's taxonomy places the organism in Eukaryota, Viridiplantae, Streptophyta, Magnoliopsida, Poales, Poaceae. The transcript is spliced from 2 exons.